This is a messenger RNA of Salvelinus sp. IW2-2015, 1161 nucleotides long. RefSeq names its product inactive histone-lysine N-methyltransferase 2E-like. The record is from RefSeq and is a predicted model, not a curated record. Gene Ontology annotation, cellular component: Set3 complex; Rpd3L-Expanded complex. NCBI's taxonomy places the organism in Eukaryota, Metazoa, Chordata, Actinopteri, Salmoniformes, Salmonidae. Gene Ontology annotation, biological process: regulation of DNA-templated transcription.
UGGGGGUGGUAAAACUAGUCUGGUGGAGGCAGCCGUGGUGUUAUAAACCACACACCCUGAAUGGUUUGGUAAGGGCUAAUGUUACGUUCGCACCUCCCAGUUCCAGUUAGUUUGGUCUCUCACAUCAACAGGGUUUUUACUUGUUCUAUCUCCAUUGUUUUUUUUCCUCCACUGAAAGGGGAAAUGGUGGUCCUUUUUCUGUGGUUCUGCGCCGCCGCAGUUUUUUUCUCUGCCAGCUAGCUAUUCAGACUGCCUCUUGCCUGUCCUGUGUUGCAAUAACCUCCCCCUCUAGGCCCAGUGGGGCAGGAGACUAGGCCACGUGGACUAACGCUUACUGCUCUGUCCUCUCCUCUACAGACCCGUGAAGAGAGGAAGAUGGAAGCCAUCCUGCAGGCCUUUGCCCGCAUGGAGAAGAGGGAGAAGAGGCGGGAGCAGGCCCUGGAGAAGAUUGGCACCAAGUCAGAAGGGGGCAUCAAGGAGGAGCCCCCUGCCACCCCCGAGGCCGACAUGCAGUCUCCUAAUAUCAUGACGCCUCUGCUAGAGGUGAAGGAGGAGCCGAGUCUCAACAAGCCCACGCCGGCCAAGCUGCGAGGCAGCAAGCAGAGGAAGAGCUUCUCGCGGAGCCGCACCCACAUCGGGCAGCAGAGGCGGCGAGCGCGCACCAUCAGCACCUGCUCUGACAUACCUCCCGGUUCGCCCGGGGAACUCCUGGACCCCCUGGCCAAUGAUAGCCCAGACGUAGAGGCCUCCAGGGACCCCGAACCAGAGGCCCUCUCCUCCCAUGCCCCUGACACCAGCCCCCCUUACAGUGGCUCCCCGGCCCCUGACAGAAACCGCUCCGGGCAGAAGUACCCUAAAACUAAAAAGCACUUAGUGAGUGAGUGGUGCGUCGACAAGCAGGAACGAUCAUUGCGGACCCCAGAGCCGGUCCCGGAGAGGCCCCUGAGAAUCAGCAGCGACCCUGAGGUGCUGGCCACCCAGCUCAAUGCCCUGCCCGGCAUGGGCCCCAGCCCGCACGUCUACAGCACGCCUAAACACUACGUCCGCUUUUCCUCGCCCUUCCUGGCCAACCGCAGCCCCACCACCCCUGGGGUGCCCACCGGACGCCGGCGUUCCCGCGAGCUGCCCGACACGCCGCCCACCUCAGGCUCCUGCAAGAAG